Funneliformis geosporum is the source of this 1815-nucleotide messenger RNA. The record is from the annotation of a GenBank genome assembly. NCBI's taxonomy places the organism in Eukaryota, Fungi, Glomeromycota, Glomeromycetes, Glomerales, Glomeraceae.
AUGUUUGAUAACUUUUAUCAAAAUCAAAAGCUACUUCGCGAUGAACCUGAAGUAACCGAUUUUUUAAAAGCAAAGUUAGGAGUUAAUUUUGAUGGCACCGAACGAGAAUUUACUGGUUUUAUGGCAAGUUUUUUGAUGGAGUAUAAUGUAAUGUCCUUCGAUAUCAACCCAAUAGACCCUAAUCACGAUGCCAUAAAAAAAGUUCUAAGACCAGAUUCCCUUUUCGAACCAGGAAUUCAAGAUGCUGUUCGCGAAUAUCUUGAAAUCGCAUCCGAAGGAAGUACUGCAAUAUUCUCUUCAUUGGUCGUAUCAUACAGAGGCUUUCCUAGCAGAGCUAAUGUCUUGAUGAAAAUGAUAAAUACUUUCUCCGAUCCGAGUCAAUCUAAUCCGGAAGAUGCAACGGCAAGAGGUCGUGAAGAAGGAUUCGAAUGUUUGAAGAAAGUUUUAAAGACAAAGUAUGAUGCCAAAAAAAUAGAUGAAGCUCUUUUAAUAAAUGGCGGCGGGUCUUUAAAUCCGGUGUUAGAACUUAUAAAUAAAGUUGAAUGGCGAAAAGUGAUUUAUGAUCUGUCAGAGAAAUAUCCCGAUAGUCAGUUCUUAAACGUUUUGAUUCAAAGAAUAGCUGAUCGAGGUUAUGUUGGUGAAAUAAAACAUCUUAAAACCGCAUCAACUUAUAUCGGAGUAUAUUCGAAGGUUUUGCUUGAUCAAUUUGAUACGUUAAUGGACGCAGAUGAUGCUAGUUUAUCUAAAUUUUUACCAGAUUUGGUGGUUGAAAACAGCGGGUCAGUGCCCACACACAUAUCUUUUUGUUCAAACGUUAAUAAAGCGGCUGAUUCAAGUACCGAAUGUAAUGAUCUUGUGGUAACUUUGAGAAAUUUGUUAUCAGCGCCGCCACCUGCUAUUGCAACAGCUAUACUACAUAUACCCCCAACUCCUGGAGAUGUUGUUGCGUUGCAUAGGCAUUAUAAUUCUGCGACACCACCUUCUCCAAUAUUUCUACGCGAUCCUCAAUUACUUUAUUGGUUAUUGAAUAACAUAUUCGUGCCUUCUGAUAAAAAUAAAAACUUGAAGCAAGAUCUUAAGGAAAAAUAUUUGUAUUUGGCAGCUUUUGCUUCAAGUGCCAAAGAGUUAAUUAAUGGAGAGAUUGAUUCUUCACAGGUGGAUAGUACCUUUACAACACUUAAAAAACUUGAAGCCGCUGUAUCUAGGAAAGGUGCAACUACUACUGAAUUCGGUAGUAUUGUCAAAGAAAUUUUAGAAUAUAUGGACACUCCGAUAGCCUCAAUGGCUCUGAUAUUUUGGAUUAAACACUUAUUACGCGAUACAUCAUUUUACGAGAAGCAUUUCAAACAUCAUGAAGUGCCGAUUCCUCAUUUGCUUCUUGAAGAGAUUGCAUUUCGUCACCCUUACCAACGAACACACGUUUUUAACGCGUUCAAAGCCGAAUUGGAAUCCAGUUCAUGGAAACUUACACCAGAAAUUAUGUUAGGGCUGCGUCAACAAUUGUUGGAUCGUAUGAUUUAUUUGAUACAGCUUGGAUUUGUUAUUCAAGUCGUGUCGUAUAUUGAAAAGCAAGCGAGAAAAUUGGAUGAGAAAUUGCUGAUCUAUUUUGUCAAAAAGGUCGUUCAAAUGAGUGGAUCACCUUAUUCAAAAGAUUUUUAUAGUAUAAUGAUUAAGUUGAUCGAACCAAUUGAUAGUACAUUAGAAGCUCAAACGGAUACAAGAUCAUUGAUUAGACAAUUCCUUGGUGAUUGCCCUCAAGAAUUAAACGAUAAUGAUUCCGUUUUUAGAUUAAAACAAUUGUUUUGUAAAGACUAA